CACAGGUUGGUAGCGUCAAUAAGUUCAGAUCAGAUUUUGUUAUUCACAAAGCAGGAGCUAAAUACAGAGAUUAGUCGAGAGAAAUCUACAGGACGCGUAGUCACUCAAGAAUUUCAGACGCACCCAAGCAAUGUUCGUACAAAUGCUGGUGAAUCAGCCACUUUCUUUUGUCAGUGUCGUCAUCUCAAUGAGGGUCAAACAUUAGGAUGGAUGCGUGAUCAAGAACGAAUCUCAAAUGGCAACAGAUUAAUAGUAGACUUGGAACGUUUCUCAUUCCGUCUCGAUUCUUAUGGAUAUAUACUUGCUAUAAAUAAAACAAAACCCUCUGAUACAAAUAAGUAUGCAUGUGCAGUGUUCUCAGGUGACAACGAUCACCCGGUUUUAAAAUCGCAAUACGGACAACUUAAAGUGUGGCAAAAACCGAGCCCUAAUUACCCAACUUGUAAUUCUUCAUCCAAAGGCUCUCACUAUAUAGAAGGUUCUCAAGUAACCUUAAUCUGCACAGCAGAAUAUUUAACGCCGCCGGCCCAACUUCAAUGGUUUUAUAACGAUGAACCUAUCAAUUUUGAAACAACAAUUUCAAACGAUAUAAGUCACGUUCAUUUACAAUUUUCGUUUGAUGCAUCAAAAGAAUAUUAUAAUGCAGAAUUUAAAUGUAUGCUUACGACAGAAUACGACUCAAGCAUCCGACAGAGUUGUACUACGGCGCCAUUACAAAUCGAUUCCCGACCAACGGUGAAUAUUGAGCCAGUGUUUGCAACAGCAGGAUUAGAAGUGUCAAUAUUGUGCAAUGCAACAGGAACUCCGGAGCCCUUUAUUCACACAUGGAAAUUCAUUCCAGAUAUUGAACAGGAAGAAUACGAACAGGACCAUUAUGGGCGCAACCUUCGUCUCAUUAGUCCACGCACUCGAAUGAAUGGCACAAUAAUUGAGUGCAUUGCAUAUAACACCGCAGGGUAUGGUAAAGAUCAAACUCUUCUCAUUGUUCAAGGUAUAGAUCCGCCGGAAGAGGACGAUGAUCCAAUUCUUGAGCAACCUCCAUUUCAAACUGAUCAGAAAUUUACAUCCCUUGAAACGAACACUGUUGCAAUCAUCUUUUUAAUCGUAGGAAUAUUUUCAGUCAUUAUUGUUUUCUUCGCUGUGAUACCAGUUUGUUUCAGGCCUGCAUGUCGUGAAGUCGUGGAUGCAAACGGACGCAAAAUACCUCAACCAGACGUGUAUUUUGAACCGAAGGACAGAGUUUUACCGCCUGUACCGAGUGAGGAGCAGUACGCUUCAUGGCGGAGGUCAGUUGCAGUACAAGUGUCAGACACUGGGGGAGAUUUAGAUUCCACAUAUGCAGAAGUUUUGGAGGAGAUUGAAGACAAGGAAUUGUCAAUAAUAUAUUCCCGUAAAUCUAUUUAUAUUUGAAUUUAAAUGAUGAUGUGAUUGUUUUGUUGUGUCAGGCUACACCAAAGAACAUUCGCAAACAGUUGUCGGUGAUGAUGAAAUAAGAACAGCAGGUAGAAGACAUGGCCAAUGCAUCAAUACCACUGUAAAUACUGUAUAAUAAAUAUAAUACUAUUCAUAGGUUUAACAAAAAUUAAUUUCUAUUAUACGAUUGUUGAUUUAAACACUGUUCUAGGAAAAUAUAUAUAAGAUAAUAUUGCUUCUUAUUGGGAAUUUACUUUUUUAAACUUGCUGUAUAUUAAGGCAAUUAAGGAUCAAUGCCAUUGCAUAGUUUCAACUUCACAUUCCUAAUUUGAAGGACAAUGAAUCAAUCAUAAUACAAUGCAUACUAUUAUUUGUAUUUUAAAAAUAGACAUAGUAUCAGGACUCGAUUUAGUGCUACUUCAUCGAUUUUUUUCUCUAAUAUUAGAUCAACAAAACAGAAAAUCUCAAGAUAAUUUAAACUGUCUGUGUUUUAAGCUAAUAAAAACUUGUCAUAUGUUUUUUAGUUGAUAUAAACUUACUGUAAAUGAUCUAAUAAAUGCCUCUCUUAAAUAUGCGCCACUUUCAAAUAAGUACCGCACCAAACAAAUUUGUUCUCAACUAUCAAAUAAGCACUGCAGUGAAUUAAUAGAAAUAUAUUAUACUUUGAAUUAAGAGUACAUAUUACAUUAUGUGUAUCACAAAAUUAAUAAUAAAAGUUUCAAAUCAUGGAGUAUACAGUAGUUCCAUGGUAUAACAUAGGGCUCGAUUUAGUACUAGUCCAUCGUACAAUGUCUAGUAAAACUCCUCUGGCCUAGUAAACCUACCUUAUUACUAGCCCGGUGGGCCAGUAUUCAGAUAUAAACUAUUGCUUUAAGUAUGCUUGACCAAGAACAUAACGUUACUGAUGUAAUUGUAGCCAAUAUUUGAGCUAGUAAAAUAGCCAAUGGGCAAGUGAAAUCUACAGUAAAACUAGCCCUGUGGCCUUGCCACCAAAAAGUUAAAUUUGUUUAACACAUGGUACCAUAUACUUUGUACUAAAUGCCAAUCUGAAAUAUUUCGCACACUUCUCAGUACUGCACUGAAGCCACCAAAAAUAUUAUAAGUGCUGCAGUGUUUAGGCUAUUUAUGCUUAUCCUUUAAAUGAGCAUUUCAAUUUUUAAUUUAAAUUCUAAAGGUUUCUUGGCUUUUAAAACACAGACAGUAUUCUAUCUUCAAUUGCCGGCUAUGCUGGUACAUGCUGUAGUAGGUGUAGAUUUAUGACACAUAAUUCAAAUGUAUGUUGACUUUGAAAGACACAUACUUGAAUAGGAAGUGUAUAUUGUCCCAUCAAGGGAAUAAGGAUAUAAAAUUCUGAAAAAUCAAAUGGAACUGGCAAGUAUCUAGAAUUUUAUAUUACAGUAUCCCAGGACUAUGAUUCUAUAAUAUAAGUAAUGAAAUAUCCAGAUUCCAAUCAAGUUUGGUUAACAUUUUGAUGCCGUCAGCAAUCACAUGAAAUACAACACUCAUAUUUUUACAUCAUUUUUUAGAUUCUGGAUAUAAACCAGUUCAAUUUUCAGUUUCACUAUCACAAUCUGGAGAUUUUUUUAAAGGUCAAAUAUAUAUUUAAAAAAUCACAAUUCUCGUAUAAACUUUCUUAAAAAAAACCCAAUUUAUUUUUGUACAAAAAUGACUACCAAGUUUAAUUCAUACAACCAAGUUUAAUGUGACAAAUACUGUACCUUAUUUACCCAUUAUGGUUGAAAUAUGACAUCAUCUUACCCACAUUUUGAUAUGAUAUGACAUCAUCAUCAUCAUCAUGCCCAUAUACAGGUUGUUAAUAGCUAUGUGGGGACCAUUUGCUCUUAACCACUUAAUAUUUAAGAUAUUUUUUUUCUCAAGAUACUCACUGGACAAUGGUCAUUUCUUACUUUCAAUGAUGAACUAUUAGAACCCACCGAUUUGUUUUGUUCUAAAAUCGAUUGAUACAUCAAAAUCAAUGGGAUGUUAUCUAGUUAAUACAUUUAGUGUAAUAUUAAAACCUCUUAACAAUUUCAGUAAAUAUCGAUGCUAACAAGAAUCAAUUGUUUUUUUAAAUAAUAUUUUUAAGAUUGUGAAUGAAGUAAGAUAUCUCUUAUGUGCUAAUACUAGGCAUAUUCAUAUCAAGAUUUAAAAAUGGAGUGAUCUGUACAUUGUAAUAUCAUAUUACUGAGAAUGUUUACACUUUUAACCAGCAUAUGAAUGAGCAUGGUCUCAUCAAUUAUUAAGAGAAUGACAGCCAGGAUUUGUUUUUUUACAUUUCCAAUUGUUUUGAUUGGUUUUUCUAGUGUUGUUGUUUUUUGGUACAUAAUGCACUGCAGUUGAGGCAGAGUUUUCAAAAUCACAACAUAAACAUUAGGCAGUGCUAUAAACACAAUAUUUACUCUGCAUACCUGUAAUUAAGCCCAGAACUGUUGUUAAGAUCUAUCUACACUAUUACAUUUUGGCUAUGUUCUCACAGGGCUGCUAACGGUUAGCAGGUUCCGAUUCCUGCUAACCGUUAGCUGCCGUGCGUCCAUCCGAGAAAAUCCUGAUCCGGAUACCAACAAUAUGAUGAUCGAAUCAAUGGCCAAUAACAAACUAGAAAUUGUAAAUACAUACGUGUACACACGCUCAACUUGCUAACCGAUAGCGCUUGCUAACCGUUAGCGGUAUCCGGAUACCGCUAACGGUUAGCGAUAACCGAUCCGGCAUUCUCACGCAGGUUCUAAAGGUUAGCGCUCACAGUUAGCUCCCGAUCUGGAUACUAGGGCUCUCUUGAGAACCAGGCUACUAUGUGACAAAUGUGUGUGAUAUGCCCACAUUUGGACAUGACGAUGAUGUCAUAUUACACCCAAAUAUGGGCAUAUCAUUUGUGUGUUAGUGUGGACAGAGCUGUAAAUUGUCUUCACAGGAUGUAAUAUCAACCAAUGAAAAUUUAGGAAAGUAGCUAAUUUAAAUAUGGAUUUUUACAUCAUAGGCCUACAUUGCUAUUUUGGAAACUCCAUAUUAAACACUAAACAGAAUUGUCAGUUUGACAGUUGUACAGACUAACAUUAAACAAAGUGAUACUAAAUGUCUUAAAUCAGAUUGAUUAUGAAGAACAUCCAGGAUAUGAAGUAUACCAGCAGAAAGCUAUAAUAUAAACAAACAGGAUAUAUAUAGUAUUAAGAAGGAUAAAUUUACCUUAAGUGACGAACGUGCAGUAAUUAACAAAAGUAAAAACAGGUUAAAGUAGCAGUUCCGAAAAACACUACACAAUAAUCAACAUCUAUACAGCCAUCAGAGAAUUGACGACAGGAUAUUUACAUUAUUAAUGCGGUAGGAACAGUAGGUGAAUAAACAACCAAAUCCAUUAUUAAUAAUGAAAAACAUGUGGGACUUAAGCUAUGUCAAAACUAUCAUGUUUUUAUAUGAGAUAUACCUGUGUUUAGCCCAUAUAUGGGUGUGAUAUGGCAUCAUCACAGCCAUAUAUAGGCAUCACAGAUAUAUAUGUCAUACAAGAAAAUUAUAAUAUUGACAAAGAACCUUUAUACUAGACAUAAUGUACAAAAAUUUGAUUGCUCUGUUGCAAACAGACAACCUAUAUGAGAUAUAGCUGAGUAUGAAAAACAGAGAUCUGAUUAUAUUGUAUAAAGUGUGAACACAUAGGAAGAACAAACUUAUGCCCUGUCCACACUACCUUGGUUGCAUGUGGCAAAUGUGUGUGAUUGGCCCAUGGGCAUGAUGGUCUAUUGUCAUUUUGUAAAACCUGUGUGGACAGAAAUUAAGUGACUAUGUUAAAGUGUACAAUAAAAGGGUACAUUUUUGCAUGUUUUAUAUAUAGACUAAGAUUCCAAUUCACUUGUCUUUUCAAAAUUCUGUAUCAUCAUUGAAUUAAAAUCAAUAUUGUUCAUAACACAUCCAUAGAUAAUUACUUAAUUACCUACAAAAAAUAGGUGUGGAUGCUAAAUGGAAUAAUAAUACAGUUGCAGCUUCACUAUGUAAAUAGCAUAUAUUCUAUUGCAAGAAUAAUUCUCUUAUUAUUUAUAGUAAAUUAUGUUGCUGUUAUGUUCUUUGAAAAUUUAUUUAUCAAAUAUUGCAGGUCUGAAACAGAUACAAUAAAUAAACACUAUAAACUUAA
Anneissia japonica is the source of this 5530-nucleotide messenger RNA. RefSeq lists its product as uncharacterized. The coding region runs from base 211 to 1410 and encodes 399 amino acids. The record is from RefSeq and is a predicted model, not a curated record. The transcript is spliced from 3 exons. NCBI's taxonomy places the organism in Eukaryota, Metazoa, Echinodermata, Crinoidea, Comatulida, Comatulidae.